UACAGACGCUUGAAAUAUAAACUAUUUUAGUGUUGUAGGUAAGUAAACGUAGUAAUUGUGCUUCCAUUCUGGUAAAUUAAACUAUUUGCACUUUAUAAUUUGAUCAAUUUUGCCUUGGCUGUUCAAGCAACUUCAAAUUUAACCGUGAAAAAGUCCUGUAACGUCAAUAGCAGAAAAAUAGUGAAACGCUACCGUUAGCUGUUUAAACGUCAUGGAGAGCGACAGUCCUCAGAAACAGAUGCCUGCACCUCGUAUCUUCGUGGAGAGAACUUUGGUUUUAAUCAAACCUGAUGCCAUCCACAAAACCGAUGAAAUUGAGGACAUUAUUCUUCAGUCUGGAUUUACAGUUCUUCAGAAAAGAAGGCUUCAGCUGAGUCCAGAGCAAUGCAGUAAUUUCUAUGUUGAGCAUUAUGGGAAGCUGCAUUUUCCCCAUCUGACUGCCUUCAUGAGCUCCGGACCGGUUGUUGCUCUAGCACUGGCCCGACACCAGGCUAUUGCCACCUGGAAAGCCAUAAUGGGGCCAGUCAGCAGCAUCAAGGCUAGAGAGACGCAUCCUGACUGUCUGAGAGCGAGAUUCGGCACUUGUGACCUGCGGAAUGCUGUGCAUGGCAGCGAAUCCUUCACUGCUGCUGAGAGGGAGAUCAGGUUCAUGUUUCCCAACUCUGUGAUUGAACCCAUUCCUAUGAGAGAUGCCGCCAAAGAUUACCUGAGCCAGUAUGUCAGCCCAACACUUCUCACUGGACUGACAGAGCUGAGCAAGAAAAAGCCAUUGGACCCUUUUACAUGGCUUGCAGACUGGUUGAUGAAUAAUAACCCUAAUAAGCCCAAAAUAUCUGAUGGAACAGUAGUAGAGGAGGCAGCAGCGUGACAUUUUUUCUUUUUUUAAGCAAGAAGAAUUUACCAACAAGAAGUUACUGUCUCACUCUAUUUUGGUCUA
Messenger RNA from Sinocyclocheilus rhinocerous, 937 nucleotides. RefSeq names its product nucleoside diphosphate kinase homolog 5-like. The coding region runs from base 212 to 868 and encodes 218 amino acids. The transcript is spliced from 5 exons. The record is from RefSeq and is a predicted model, not a curated record. Gene Ontology annotation, cellular component: cilium. Gene Ontology annotation, biological process: negative regulation of oxidative stress-induced intrinsic apoptotic signaling pathway; spermatid differentiation; GTP biosynthetic process. Gene Ontology annotation, molecular function: nucleoside diphosphate kinase activity. Lineage: Eukaryota; Metazoa; Chordata; Actinopteri; Cypriniformes; Cyprinidae.